UUCCGCUCAAACACGCAUGCGCUAAGCUGCCGCGAACCCUCAAAGAUCCAGACACGUGCGGUGUUGUUUCAUCAGCCGUGCGUUGCCGUCCAACGGAGCAUCGAGGUCGAGCUCAACAACCCCUGAGAGGUCCUUCAUCCUGAACAGAAAGAGAGAGAAGCCUCAAAGAUGGAAGCCGUUACGCUCACAUUUUUUGGAACAUGUGAGGAUUUCUUCCUUUUUGAAGUCCUGCCCUCGCCUGUCUGUCAAGGAGCUCCAACAUGCUGUGAGGGAGACGGUUUCAGGAUUUCUAAAUGCUACCAGUCAAACUGCUGGAUCCAAAGCAAGGAACAAAAGUUCUUGAUUCUGCACAAUACAGGGACUCUUGACGUUCAGGAUCUUAACGCAGAACAACGGCAACAGUCAGAGUGCAGGUUCAACAUCCAAUACUACCAGAACACGUCCAGAGACGCCACCAAGAAAAGGCCGGUCAUUCUGUACGCCUUCAAAAACGGCCAGACGGUGGCGGUGUGCUGCCAUGACGAGCACACCAUCUGCAGUCAACCAAUGGAUCUUCCCAACAACAUCUGUGAGACGAAGCACAAGGCCUUGUUCUACCGGACCAAAGUCUCCACCAACCUCUACAUGUUUGAGUCCUCCGUGUACACGAGCAGGUUUCUGGCCUUUGAGCCUCUGGAUAACAACCCCUGCAUUCAUAAGCUGGUGUUGCGUAACAAAAGUGAAGAUGAGGUGGACGAACCUUGCCAGGUCAUCGUGUCUCAGAUGUGAAACGUGAAGCAGACGAAAACAUGACCACCUUCUAGACCAGGCGUCUGCAACAGGUGAAGCUACAAGAACCCUUUGGUCCAGUUUCUUACAGACCAAAACGCAGCGAGAGCUGCAGAGCUCCACCUCAACCUAGAGAAAAAUCAACUUUAUAUUUUUGUAUUACCUAAGCCUUUUAUGUAUAAAAUUAAGCUUUUAAAUAUUUACAAUAAAUACACUAAAAGUAUAUUUUUAUAUAAAUACCAAGUUCAACUUUCUUUAUUUUUUGCAGAUUCACUGAAAUUAAUGUAAGAGUCUGAGACUUUUCUAUCAACUAUUCUCCUUGUACCAUUUAGUUUGGGUUCAUGAGUGAAAAAGCACACAAGAAAUUGUGUUCAGCAGUCAGCAGUUGUACAAAAAGUUACUAUAAAAAUCUAAACACAAAUGACAAUUUAGUUGAUUUAUUCAAGCAUUAUUCUUUUAACCCUUGUGCUAUCUUAGAUGACCCCACCCUUACAUUGACGUGUUCUCCCUACCAUGACAAAGGUGGAUAAAGGUGGAAAGAUUUCAUGUAAUCCAUGGACACCAGUGAAGAUCACAAAUCAUUGAAGAAAAAAGGGUCAACGCACUGUCUAGUGGGUCUAGAUGACCCAACUCCCAAUGUUAAAGUGCCUAGGAUAACACAAGGGUUAGAGCUAAAGAGCCACAAGAAAUGAAAAAAACAAAAACCAUGUGGCUCCAGUGCCUCGGGUUGCAGACCCCUGUUCUGUUCAAGAGUUGUGCUAAAGUUUAUCGAUUCUCAUCGUUAUUAAUGAACACUUGGCACUUUUUAGAGGAUCACUUCACAUUGAACCCAACUCCUCCAGGACAUGUUGCGUCAGGACACCUAAAGCUUCAUCAAAACCAGAACGGUCUGCUGCGUGAUUUGUAUUUUUGGGGGAAAUGUCUGACCAAGUGGGAUCCUAAAUAAAAUGCUGUGAAAUGGAAGCUGCUUGAGUGCAGCUGUAAGUUUUGUUGAAUGUUCUCUUCUGGAGUUUUCCUCCUGAAAUUAUGAAAACCAUAAAGAAAAAUGUGAAUACUGUUGGAUUUUUUUUAAAGUACUUUUUCCAUGAAUUAAACACCACAUUUACUGUU
Oryzias latipes (Japanese medaka) is the source of this 1878-nucleotide messenger RNA. RefSeq lists its product as uncharacterized. The record is from RefSeq and is a predicted model, not a curated record. Lineage: Eukaryota; Metazoa; Chordata; Actinopteri; Beloniformes; Adrianichthyidae. Gene Ontology annotation, molecular function: cytokine activity. Gene Ontology annotation, biological process: cellular response to lipopolysaccharide; cytokine-mediated signaling pathway; immune response.